AUGAUUUUAAACGAAGAAAGAGUAAAAUUGAAUAUAAGUGGGAAAAUAUUUGAAACUUAUAAAGACACGCUAGAAAGAUAUCCAAAGACAUUACUGGGUGAUCCAGUGAGUCGAAAAGUAUUCUAUUGCAAGAGAAAGAAUGAGUACUUUCUUGCGUGCAAGAGAAGUUGCUUCGACGCCAUCUUGUUUUUUUACCAGUCUUAUGGAAGGUUGUCAUGCCCAUCAGGGACAAGGAUAGAUGACUUUAUAAACGAAUGUCAUUAUUUCAAACUACCUAUUGAAUAUAUCAACAAAAUGGCAGAAGUAGAAGGAUGGCUGUAUACGAAUGAAACACAGGAUGUUAAUCUUGAUGAAAGACUACCGAACAAAAUCUGGAUCAUAUUUGAAUAUCUCGAAUCAUCCCGACUUUCGCAUGCCUACGCCUUUUUCUCCUUCUUUUUCAUUUUUAUUUCUAUCGUAGCUGCAUGCUUAGAAACAGUACCGUCAUUAGCAUCAAGCUCUGUUCAUUCGACUAAAAAUCCCUGGCAUGCUCUGGAACUAUGUUUAAACACACUUUUUCUUAUUGAGUUAACCGCUCGAUACAUUGUUGCACCUAAUAAGAAGACUUUUGUAAUGGAUUAUCUAAACCUGGUGGACUGUCUGGCUAUUUUUCCAUAUUUUGUCAUGAUUGCCUUCAUAGGACAUAGCAAGAUGAAGUUAAAUUUUCUGAGAAUUUUACGUGUUAUUCGCGUAGUUCGUUUAUUGCGCAUUUCAAGACAUUCAAGAAACCUGCAUGUAGCUUGCGCAAUAAUCAAGUCAUGUUUUAAUGAUCUACAGCUAUUCGCAGUGUUCUUCCUCAUCACCAUGACAUUAGGUGGUAGUUUAAUGUAUUUCAUUGAAAAAGAAGUGUCCGGUACUAUGUACACAAGCAUUCCAGCGUCGUUUUGGUGGGGAGUACAGACGAUAAGUACAGUCGGGUAUGGUGACAUACACCCGCAAACUACUGUGGGUAAGAUUAUCUGCGGGUGUUUUAUGACAACGACGAUAAUUCUCACUGCCAUCCCCGUGUUAUCCAUCGUCAACAAAUUUGAAAUGAUGUAUGAGAAGAACAUAUACUCAUCUCGAUUAACAGAAUAAAGAUUGUGUUUUCCAAAAGACUAAUAGGGAUGGAAACUAAUGUGAAUACCGAACAAGGAUAUAAUCUUUUCAUACAUUUCCACGACAGACUUUAAUGUUAUUUGUAAAAGUUAGAAGUGAAACUCGAAUAGGUAAACAUCUUUUAAAAACUUUUGCCUGGUAAAGAUGAAUAUGGAUGAUGCACACACACAAUAUAUACUAGUUCUGGUAAAAUAUUAACUCUCCUCCAUAAUGGUGGUUAUGGUA
Molecule: messenger RNA, 1362 nt
Organism: Hydractinia symbiolongicarpus
Lineage: Eukaryota; Metazoa; Cnidaria; Hydrozoa; Anthoathecata; Hydractiniidae
Product: potassium voltage-gated channel subfamily A member 3-like
Exons: 1
Coding region: 1-1116 (371 amino acids)
Biological process (GO): potassium ion transmembrane transport; protein homooligomerization
Cellular component (GO): membrane; voltage-gated potassium channel complex
Molecular function (GO): delayed rectifier potassium channel activity
Source: RefSeq, a predicted model, not a curated record